AAUUAGCCUCUAUUAGCCUUUGAAAGCAUCCAAACAGGAAGUGCUGUUUACAUGCGAAAUUACUACAAAGUAUCUAGAUUGAUAAAUUAUGAACCAAUACAAUGUCAAUUAAAUCAAUUAUUCAAUUCCGUAAAUACGGCAUACAUUAGAUCUAUGUGGAUAUAUGAUAUCGUUAUUAAUGGUGAUCUGGAUCGAUUUCUUCGCGUUUUGCUGCGAUCGCAAUUGGCUAGCAACAGCACAACAACAUGGCGGCCGAAGAACAAGUUUUCUCCAGGGACGAGAACCACCUGUAACAUAGACCACUUGGUGAAGACGAAAUGUAAACAUGGCCACUCAGGAAAUGGACGAGCGCCUGCGGUGGCUGGAAACACGCAUCACAUCGUCAUUAAGACCGAGGAAUGAGGAUCUUAAAAAUCUCUUCACAAACGAUGAAACAAGGUCCGUCCUUGUUGAAUAUAUCACCAAUGAAGACUUGAGAUGUCUGUACAUCUAUGCCAAGUCUCCCAAGAAUGGGCUGCAGGCGUCCCUCAGCCCUCCAGCUCAACUGCCUGCAAAAGCUGUCUUCUUUUUGAAGACAGGCACUUCUGUCAAGCUCACCAAAGAUAACAUGGAUGAUAACGUUAUAUACAUCGAUGGAGCAAACAUGCCCCUGGAGCACAUGGACAUGCUGGCCAGAGACGUGUUCCUGCCGCUGCUGUGCACAGAGACAGAGCACGCUGAGACAGUCGCUGGGCCUGACAAACUCAUGGACGUUCUACACAGACUGAUGAGCAAUGUGGAGGUGACACAUGGGCACCAACAGGGUUCCAUCGUCCUUCCCCUACCAUCCAUCGAGGUCCUGGCAGAGGCUGCAGCAGCAACCAAUCGGAGAGCAGCUGUCAUCCACGUGCUGGAGUCCACUGUCAUCGGCUGGAUCAAGCAGAUCAGAGGUGUGCUAAAGCAUGACCCCGUUGCUGAGCUGAGUCGCCUCAGCUCCAAGCCCCGCCCCCAGGAUGAGGUCCAGGUGUGGUCUAAUCACCUGUCCCGCCUCCACUCCAUCAACUCCCAGCUGGACGCUCCCAUCGCCUGCGACAUCCUCCUCAACCUGGAGGAGGCAGACAGCUCCUACUCACACAGCUUCCAGAACGUCCGCAGGGAGAUCGCAAAGGCUGUCCAUGACACAAAUGAGCACCUGCUGUACCUGAACACCAUGAGGUCCUGGCUGGACCGGCUGCAGCUGGGGCGCUCGCCGAAGGAAAUCCAGCAGAUUUUUGCCCCCCUGGUACACACCCUGUACCUGGUCUGGAUGCACUCCAAGUAUUACCAUGAGAAGAGACAGUUCCAGACACUGCUGAGAGUCGUUUCUAAUGAGAUUGUUGCCAAGUCACAAAGCAUGGUGGGAGAUGACCUUCUGCACGACACUGUCCAGUCCUACUCCCGGCUGAAGGAUGCCCUGCGAGUGUGUGCUGCGUACAGGGGAACCUACCUGGACUGGCGGGAGAAGGCCAACGCAAUGAACAAGGAGAAAGUGGAGGAGAGUGCCACUUCAUUGAUCCACAGGCCCCAGGGCCAGCUGUGGGCCACCAAGCUGUACGGUACACAUGCCUACGACCCGCGGAGGCCUGCCCAGAAGAACGAGAGCACCACCAGUCUGGGGGUGGAGGAGGAGUGGAAGGACUCCCCCUGGCCACCCCGCAACGCUCGCUGCUUCGACCUGAUGAACAGGUUCAUGGAAAGGUGUAACGAUGUACUGGAGCUUGUGGAGACCACCCGACACUUCCGUCUGCUGGAGUCUGCAGCAGAGAUCGGUGGUGCAGGGGGGAGGAGCCUGGACGCACUGGUGCAGGAAAUACACCAGAACUUUGCCAAAGCCAUGGACGACUUCAUCACCUCAGCAGGAAACAUCUUAGAUGUGGACGACUCCCAUAACUUCAACAAGAGCUUCUUUAAGUUCAGAUCUGUGGUUAAGGAUCUGGAAGCCCAGCUGGCCUCUGUCCUAAACCUGAGCUUCCUGCAGUGUCCUACUGUGGCCUCCCAGCUCAGACUAUUGGAGGUGUUUGAAGGAGUCAGCAGUAGAGAACUGGUGCAGAUGUACCUUACUGAAUGA
Branchiostoma belcheri (Belcher's lancelet) is the source of this 2086-nucleotide messenger RNA. Its product is annotated as dynein beta chain, flagellar outer arm-like. The transcript has 12 exons. Bases 326 to 2086 code for a protein of 586 amino acids. The record is from RefSeq and is a predicted model, not a curated record. Lineage: Eukaryota; Metazoa; Chordata; Leptocardii; Amphioxiformes; Branchiostomatidae.